AUGGCUAGAGAUAGCACUCAGCGGUGCUCAAUAUGCCACCAAGAAAAAACGCGUAUUAAGGCUGGAAUCCAUACUCCCAAGCCUCCUGAGAACCCCUCUAUAAUCCCACCUGUCGAAAAAGAUCUUCCUCACUUUAUAUGUUAUACUACUGCUUCUUCGUUACAUCGUCUCCAGCCCACGGAGAGACCCUCUACGCAUCAAAUUCAUCAUCAAUUUGAAGAGCAUCAAAUAGCAUCUUCAUCUCAAGAACUUCACGCCUCCCCUAUUUAUCAUUAUCGUGGAAUUCAUUCGCAAGAUUCCCCCACUCAUCAAGAAGCACGGCGUCAGCGAGAACGUGAUCGACGCGCACAUCGUGCUGCUAAACGUGCUGGCGAAGAAAUGUCUCCCACUCAGGACUUGGAGAUAUAUCUUGCUGAUCCCCAAAAAGAACAGGAUAUCCUACCAUCUGGUCAACUUUCAUCAUCUACUGAUCCUCUUGCUGCUUUUGGUUCUGAAGUGUUCUCACCUGUUACUCAAAGUACAUCUUUGCCACCAUAUCGAGGACACGGCGCUCGCCCUAGCUUUAGCUCUUCGUCUACGCCGCGCCGACCGCUCCUGUCAAACCACUUUGUAUAUACUGCGUGCCAUAAACUGCGUCAUCAUGCCCGAAAAAUCACUAACAAUGUUGAUAUCUGCCAGUACUGUCAAAACCCAAAACCGCAACAGGCUUUAACUUUACUUCAAUCUGAUCCUCCAUAUACCCCCAGUGAUCUAAAUUGCCUUCCAAAUCCCGCCCUCGCCGAAAGUGAUAUGAUCUUGGUUAAAAGAUUUCAUACUACUCUUGAACAACAUACCACGGAACUCUGUCACCGCUGUGAGGAAAAGUGGUUUAAUAUGAGACUUAAUGCACAUGGUAUUUGUGACCACUAUGUGCGUGUUGAUAGUGGAAAACACAUAUAUCUGUUCUCCGCUAUCAACAAUAUGCAUCCUGGAGAUCUGCCUGACCUUCCCGAGCUUUCACAAACAGAAGAGAUGCUGAUUGCCCGUGUCCAUGUUUGUGUUGAAAUCCAUCGUGUACGUGGUCAGCAAUAUAAAUGGCUUGCUUUUCUUCGCUUGAACCAUCCCGGCUAUCACGACAUCGAGAUUUCACAGGAAGCCAUCCAUACUCUUCCUCAAGACAGUGAUGUGUCUGAUCAGGUUGUCAAUGAAAGGAUUGAGCCUGUUAAGAUUAAUCCUGAUAAUAAUACCAAAGGAGUCGAGUUGCCUGAGCGCAGUGCAGUGCCAGAUAUUUUAGCCCAGGAAGAUGAGCUAACUUCUAUUUCCAUUACUCCAUGGGCAUUUCCUACACUAUUCCCUCGUGGCGAAGCGGAGUUUACCUCUCCUCGCCAACGCACCGUACCCUUUGAGGACUACAUCAAACAUCUGAUGAAGUUCCAUGACGGGCGAUUUGCCAGACAUCCUCGAUUUAGAUAUGUUGUUUUUAACAUAUUGAUGCGCCAACAAGCCAAUUCCAAGGCUGGAUUCUUCGUUAAGCAGCGGACUAUCAGAGGUCAAGAAGUUACUGCAGAUGAUCUUCGCAGUGCCUUUGCAGACAAAUCGAGGGAGGGGGAUGCACUCAUUAGUUCUAUUAUACAGCGUUCCAGUACACUUCGUGGUACACGGCCUUUCUGGACAAAUAAAAAUCAACAAUUGAAAGCCAUGGUUAAGAAUAUUAGUCCUGCUCAUCUCUUUCUCACCUUAUCUGCUGCAGACCUUCAUUGGAAUGACCUUAUGCUUCAUUUGCCUCGCUAUGAAGAUUCCUUCCAGAAAGAAGUUUUGGAUAAGAAGUUCAAUGUCGUUGAUUUUUGGUUUAGAUAUAAGUGGCAGGGGCGAGGCUCCGUGCAUGCAUAUAUCUGCAAUGAAUCCUCAGCCCGGACUGAGGCGCUUUUACAAUAUAUUGCGAAAUAUGUGUCCAAAGCAGAGACAAAGUCUGAUUCAUACAAAGAUAUGAUGAAGAGUCUGCUACCAACAUUGAACCAGAAGAAUCCUUUUCUAUCAAUUGUCAUGAAAAUGAUAAAUCGUCUGAUUGGGGAACAUGAUUGGUCGGCUCAGGAAGUCCUCCAUCUACUGCUCAAUAUUCCUCUCCAGAUUGCCAGUCGUGAUGCAGGGGAUGAUGGUGAAGCUGUCCAGAGAGGACUUUCAGUCUAUGAGAAAUAUAAACGUCGACCUCUACUUUUUGAAGAUAUCACUUAUUUACACUUCCUCCAGCGCUUUGAUUUCAGAAAAGUCAAUAACCCAUAUGAACGUCAACAUGUUCUAGAUAGGGUUCUCAAUUACUUCCCCAUAUACAACGCAGAAAGACAGCAAGAUGAUUACGCUCAUAUUAAGCUGAUGUUGCAUCAUCCAUUCCGACAGAUUACCAAUAUAUUAACAUUGAACGGUAAUACAUUUGACUCUUUUAUUACUGCAUACACAUACUGCCAGGAGGCUUGUAUUCAUGAGAACAAUUAUUAUGGCGAGGUUCUCUCUCAACCUCCAGAAUCAACAUACGAAGACGCUGAAUUUCAAGAUGAUCAGGAUAUACCUUAG
Messenger RNA from Talaromyces stipitatus ATCC 10500, 2547 nucleotides. RefSeq lists its product as uncharacterized. The record is from RefSeq and is a predicted model, not a curated record. Bases 1 to 2547 code for a protein of 848 amino acids. Lineage: Eukaryota; Fungi; Ascomycota; Eurotiomycetes; Eurotiales; Trichocomaceae. The transcript has 9 exons.